GAAUAAUGUUCUGACUUCUGUGCAAGAUUAUCGUGCUUGUAUAGAUUGAAUGCAUUAAUCUUUUUAUUUUUUCGGGUCACUCCAAUUUUCAUUGGAUGUCCAUUGGAUCGGGUGAAUUUGAGUCUUUUACCGGCCGUAUUCACGCCCAGGCGGCCCAGCUAACACUGUAACAGGUUGGACCUGCAAAUCAACCGCCCUGCGCGCAUACAACAUUUUAAUCUGGGUUUUGUUUCUCUCUCCUUCUCUCCAAUUUCCUUCCUUCUUCUAUCGAAUUAAUCGAAGGGGAAUAUCAAAAGUAAAGCUUGAUGAUGAGGUGGGAUCGUUUGUUCGUCCCCACAAAAUACAUUUAUGCUCGAACCAAGCUUGUUUACGCUGCUGCUCUCUCCACCCAGAAACGCCUUGCUGGUGAAAUCGCAGAUGGGGAUACUUUGGUUACCUUCUGGAAACAUUUUAUCAAGGGGAAAAUGACUUAUCUUUACAGAAAUGAGGGUCAAGAGAUGGCACCAACUAUUCCUGGGAAAGUUGAGACUCUUCUGAUACGUAACUUGCCCUGCCUAGAUCAUGAGUACAGAAUAAAUUAUAAACAGGUUUCUGUUGGUGAUGUGGUCCUCUUAAAGAACCCCUUAGAUUCAGAUAAGUUUCUGGUAAGGAGGUUAGCUGCUGUAGGAGGUCAAGAAAUGGUGUCCACUGAUGAGAAAGAUGAGCCUUUUGUCGUUGAAGAUGAUCAGUGUUGGGUUCUUUCAGACAACCAAGAAUUGAAGGCAAAGGAAGCCAAGGAUAGCCGUAUGUUUGGUCCAGUUCCCGUCAUGGAUAUAAUGGGUAGAGUUAUCUAUAGGUUCCAGUCAAUGAAGGAUCAUGGACUUGUGGAAAACAGCAACUGUAAUUCGAAAGAGGACACAGCCGUUCUUAAUUUCGAACUCGAACUCAAUGAGAUGCAAAAGAUUUCUGAAGCCUGAAUGCUGUGUAGAAAUCGGUCCUUUCAUUUGCUGCCAAGUUCUGAUAAUUCGUUAAUAUUGCAUUGUUCAAGUGUUUGUAGUCAAUUUAACCUCCAAGUAUUUGCUGAACAACAGUUUUGUACAUUUUGGGCUGUUAGGGAAGGUAUACCAAUGUUACUACCUUCACAUACUGCUAGUCUGCUACUUCAAAGUCUGUUUCACCAACUCGUAACCAGCGAUCAACUAACUUAUAGUCAUCAAGUCAUCAACCAACAAUGAUUCAAUGUGUUGUAGGCUACUCUCUAAUGGCAGUAUGGUUGGUAGUUGGCUGUUAGCAAGUUUCUAUUGCGGCAUUCAUUGGCGCCAACAGAACUUGCAUCUGUCCCCUAACUCAAUGCUUAAUCACAAUAAAUUAUGAAUUGAUGGGUUACUAAUUGUUUACUUUGGCGGAA
This is a messenger RNA of Spinacia oleracea (spinach), 1387 nucleotides long. RefSeq lists its product as uncharacterized. The coding region runs from base 306 to 956 and encodes 216 amino acids. Gene Ontology annotation, molecular function: serine-type endopeptidase activity. The transcript is spliced from 5 exons. NCBI's taxonomy places the organism in Eukaryota, Viridiplantae, Streptophyta, Magnoliopsida, Caryophyllales, Amaranthaceae. The record is from RefSeq and is a predicted model, not a curated record.